GCCGCGCGUCGCCCGCUGCCCAGCCGGCCCUGCAAACCAGAGGUCCGCGUGUCCCUCCGGUAUGUCGUCCUGCAGCCGCGUGGCCCUGGUGACCGGGGCUAACAAGGGCAUCGGCUUCGCCAUCACGCGGGACCUGUGUCGGAAGUUCUCGGGGGACGUGGUGCUCACCGCGCGCGACGAGGCGCGGGGCAAGGCGGCGCUGCAGCAGCUGCAGGCGGAGGGCCUGAGUGCCCGCUUCCACCAGCUGGACAUCGACGACCGGCACAGCAUCCGCGCCCUGCGCGACUUUCUGCUCAAGGACUACGGGGGACUUAACGUGCUGGUCAACAACGCGGGCAUCGCCUUUAGAAUGGAUGAUCCAACACCCUUCGACAUUCAAGCAGAGAUGACACUGAAGACUAACUUUUUUGCCACUAGAAAUGUCUGCGCUGAGUUACUACCCAUAAUGAAACCACAUGGGAGAGUGGUGAAUGUCAGCAGUAUGCAGGGGUCAAAGGCUCUUGAAAACUGCAGUGAAGAUCUUCAGGAAAGGUUCCGAUGUGACACACUUACAGAGGCGGACCUGGUCGACCUCAUGAAAAAGUUUGUGGAGGACACCAAAAAUGAAGUCCACGAGAGGGAAGGCUGGCCAGACUCGGCUUACGGGGUGUCCAAACUGGGGGUGACAGUCCUUUCCAGAAUCCUGGCCCGGCAGCUGGAUGAAAAGCGAAAAGCAGACAGGAUUCUGCUCAAUGCCUGCUGCCCGGGAUGGGUGAAGACGGACAUGUCCAGGGGCCAGGGCUCCAGGACUACAGAGGAGGGGGCUGAAACCCCUGUUUACUUGGCCCUUCUGCCUCCAGAUGCCACUGAGCCUCAGGGCCAGCUGGUCUGUGACAAAGUCGUGCAAACAUGGUGAGCAUCUGCUCUGGGACUUAACGGGUUAAUAAAUGUUGGCGGGAGAUG
This is a messenger RNA of Phodopus roborovskii (desert hamster), 942 nucleotides long. It is a transcript of the gene Cbr3, whose product is annotated as carbonyl reductase 3. The record is from RefSeq and is a predicted model, not a curated record. Lineage: Eukaryota; Metazoa; Chordata; Mammalia; Rodentia; Cricetidae. Bases 62 to 895 code for a protein of 277 amino acids. The transcript is spliced from 3 exons. Gene Ontology annotation, molecular function: carbonyl reductase (NADPH) activity.